AUGAUUGAAUUAACGGUGGCUGAAUGCCUUCUUAGAGAACCCUUUGGGGAUGGUUCUCACCACACAAGCAUUGUGCUUCUCUGUAAUCACAGCUAUGGUUUUUGUAGUUUUUGUGAAGUACAGAUACACAUUGUUAAGGCCAAUAAUAAGGCUCUCAGCUACACCCUGUUACUGACACUCAUCACUUGUUUCCUCAGUUUUUUGCUCUUCAUUGGCCAGCCCGAUACCACCUCCUGCAUCUUACAGCAGACAGCAUUUGGGAUUUUGUUCAUGGUGGCUCUCUCUACAGUCUUGGCCAAAGCUAUUACAGUGGUUAUUGCAUUCAAGGUCACUCUUCCAGCUAGAAUAGUGAGGUGGUUAAUGGUAUCAAGGGCCCCUAAUUUCAUCAUUCCCAUUUGCACACUAAUCCAAACAGUACUCUGUGGAAUCUGGAUGGUUACCUCUCCACCUUUGAUUGAUCAAGAUGCUCAUGCAGAACAUGGUUAUAUCAUUUGCAACAAGGGUUCAGAUGUUGUCUUCCACUGUGUCCUAGGAUACCUCUGUUUCUUAGCACUUGGGACCUACACAAUGGCCUUCUCAUCCAGGAAUUUGACUGACACAUUCAGUGAGGCCAAGUUCCUGUCAUUCAGCAUGCAGGUAUUCUUCUGUGUCUGGACCACCUUCCUCCCUGUCUACCAUAGCACAAAGGGGAAGGUCAUGGUGACUAUGGAGGUCUUCUCUAUUUUGGCUUCCAGCAUAGUGCUCCUUGGCUUGAUCUUUGCCCCCAAAUGCUACGUUAUUUUUGUAAGCCCAGAUAAGAACUCUUGUCUUGUCAUCAGGCACAAAUAUUAUUCAAGAAGGAAUAGUCAUUUAUAAUUUAGUUGAAGAAUAACUAAUUCUCACAUUUAUUAAGAUAUCCAUGGCUAGAUUAAGAUCUGAGAUAGUAGUGAGGAUAUAGACUACUAGUCUAAAAUUUAUUAGGAUGAAUAAUUAAUUAGGGUUCUGCUAUUAAGGAAUUCUAAACAAAGAACUAACAGCAAUUAAGGGAAAAUGGUAUCUCAGUUAUGCUGCUUAAGAAACAAGAAGGUACAAGAAACCCCUGUCUGACCCAGGGCCUCAGGAUCUGAGAUAACUUUGGAAGUGAGUUAUGAUGUCAAGGAAAAUGGGAUUAUUAUCUUUCGUAUUAAUCUGUCUAUGUAUAGCACUGUGGAAAAGCUUUAGGAUAUUAGCAGACAGAUCGUUCCAAAUGUCUUGUAUAUGUUAAACUGCUUUUGUGUCUCUUCCCUCAAAGCGGAAUCAUGUUUAUAUCUAGUCUGCCGCUCAGGGAUAUCAUGUUAAUAAAAGCUAUGCCCAUAAAGUGCUCUGCUUUUCUUCAGGUAUUUCAGUGCAGAUAUUUUUUUUUA
This is a messenger RNA of Psammomys obesus (fat sand rat), 1382 nucleotides long. Its product is annotated as vomeronasal type-2 receptor 116-like. Gene Ontology annotation, molecular function: G protein-coupled receptor activity. Gene Ontology annotation, biological process: G protein-coupled receptor signaling pathway. Gene Ontology annotation, cellular component: membrane. The record is from RefSeq and is a predicted model, not a curated record. Lineage: Eukaryota; Metazoa; Chordata; Mammalia; Rodentia; Muridae.